Messenger RNA from Micropterus salmoides (largemouth bass), 2265 nucleotides. Its product is annotated as potassium voltage-gated channel subfamily H member 8-like. The record is from RefSeq and is a predicted model, not a curated record. NCBI's taxonomy places the organism in Eukaryota, Metazoa, Chordata, Actinopteri, Centrarchiformes, Centrarchidae. The transcript has 12 exons. Gene Ontology annotation, cellular component: membrane. Gene Ontology annotation, biological process: potassium ion transmembrane transport; regulation of membrane potential. Bases 1 to 2088 code for a protein of 695 amino acids. Gene Ontology annotation, molecular function: voltage-gated potassium channel activity.
AUGGCAGCCCGUAGGACAGUUUGGCUUCAGAGCAUAAUUGAAAAGCCUUUGAUAACAGAGGUGGAAGUAGUGCAGAAGUCCCGCUUCAUCCUGCUCCACUACAGUAUGUCCAAAGUCCUGUGGGACUGGUUAAUCCUUAUAGCCACUUUCUACGUGGCUGUCAUCGUGCCCUACAACAUCAGCUUCACUAUAUACGAUGAAACCGCCGUAGAAACACACUCCACUGUCGCUACUGAUGUUGUCGUGGAAUUUCUCUUUAUUAUCGACAUUAUCCUGAGCUUCCGCACCACCUAUAUCAACCAGUCAGGGAAGGUGGUGUAUGACUCACGCUCCAUUAGCAAACACUACGCCACCACCUGGUUCUUAGUGGACCUGGCUGCUUCCCUGCCCAUUGAUCUGCUGUAUGCCGCCCACAUCCCAAUGACCUCCUUCACCCACCUGCUCAAGACGGUACGCCUGCUGCGUCUCCUUCGUCUGCUUCAGAAAGUGGAUCGCUACUCUAAGUACAGCGCCAUGGUGCUGACCUUGCUAAUGUCUAUGUUUGCCCUGCUGGCACACUGGAUGGCCUGCAUCUGGUACACGAUUGGACACAAGGAGAUGGAGGACAGUAAGACCUGGCACAUUGGGUGGCUCAGUGAGCUGGGCAAACGUAUGGAGACUCCCUACACCAACAGCACGGUGGGUGGCCCGACGGCGUACAAUGCCUACAUCACCGCCCUUUACUUUGCCCUGAGCAGCCUGACCACUGUGGGCUUUGGCAAUGUCUCUGCCAACACCGAUGCUGAAAUGAUCUUCUCCAUCUGCACCAUGCUUGUCAGUGUGCUGAUGUACGCCCUGGUGUUCGGUAACAUUUCGGCCAUCAUCCAGCGUACGUACUCACGACAUUCUCUCUACCACACACGCAUGAAGGAACUAAAGGACUUUAUGCGUAUCCACCAUCUGCCCCACCAGUUAAAACAACGCAUUAUGGAGUACUUCGAGACUACAUGGUCGGUCAAUAAUGGUAUAGAUGUCAACAAGCUCCUGCAUGACUUCCCUUUUGAGCUGCGGGCUGACAUCGCCAUGCAGCGGAAUCAGGACAUCAUCCAGCUGCAGGUUUUUAGGGGGGCCAGUCGUGGUUGUCUGCGCUCAAUCUCCCUCCACAUAAAAAACUCCUUCUGUGUCCCCGGGGAGUACCUCAUCUGUCAGGACGACGUGCUGCGAGCCAUCUACUAUGUCUGCUCUGGGUCUCUGGAAGUGCUGAAAGAUACGAUGGUGCUGGAAAGAUUAGAAGCAGGGAACCUGAUUGGAUCUGACCUUCCUGAAACAGACCAGGUCAUCAAGACCAAUGCUGAUGUUAAGGCGCUGACAUACUGUCACAUUCAGUAUAUCAGUGUGCGUGACCUGAAAGAUGUGCUGGUUCUCUACCCCGAGUAUGCCAGUGUGUUUGCCUCACACAUCCAAGACAACCUCACCUACAACCUGCGUGAGGACAGCCAGGAUGAGAAACCCAGGCUCCCCUCUAUUGUGGAAACACAAGGGGAUGAGUCUGACAACUCCGUCCACCUCCCUCCAGCAACACGCUCCCAUUGCAAUCACCUGCUGACCAGCUGCAGCAGCCUUGUUGGCCUUCACAGGCAGAGCUCAACCCCUCAGUCACCGUCAAAAAAAGAGAACAGCACCGCCCAGGGAGAGUCAGCGGCUGAGCAAAAGCCUUCACAGCGGCUUAUCCCAACUGUCACCUGCUUUGGACCCCCAGAUCUUGGUCCCAGGGUUGUGGAGAGAACUGAAGACCAUGGACACAUGUUCCAUUUCAACAUGGAGCGCACCGGGCCUAGGGCCAGUACAGGAGGCAGCACCCACGAGUCCACUCAGGCUAAUGUUACUCUGCUGCUGGAGCCGGAGGAGGUCGGACAGAUCAUUAGUCAACUCAACAACAAGAUUGAAAACCUAAAUCAGGAUUUGUAUGAACUCACCAGAGGCCGGUACCACCAGAUGCAUCUCCUCCACACCCACGCAUCUGUGCAUCACUACAGAGACUCCCACGACUCAUACCCAAAUGGUGUCCAGGCCUCCCACAGCCCCCCAACACAGUCCACAAUCCUUUAACCACCUCCACAACGAUCCUAGGAGCCAUGAAAGUGCAAGCCAGACCCUCAUCAGCCAGUCCCAGCUCACUUUGUGCCUGCAGCCUCCCUGUGAUGGUGAUGAAUACUAUAGCCUUUCGUCCAGUGCCCCUACAAGUAGGCAUACAUCCACACACAGCCUGCAAGACUCAUCAUCCAA